AUGUCUGGAUAUCCCAGACAGAAAUGGAGUCAUGUCAUGAAGAACAUGAACAAGAGAAGUGCGUUUACGCUCAUCGAGCUUCUGGUGGUCAUCGCGAUCAUCGCGUUGCUCAUCGGUAUCCUGUUGCCGGCGCUUGGUAAGGCUCGCGCUCGUGCAAACCAGCUCAAGGACAGCACCCAGGUGCGUUCGUUGCUGCAGGGUCUGGUGGUCUUCGCUGGUAACAACCGCGACAACUACCCGCUGCCAAGCCGCGUGGACAAGAACGACAAGACCAUUGCGGUUACUGGUGAAAUCACAUCUUCCCGACAGAAGGAUACAACAGGUAACAUUUUCUCGAUCCUGAUCGCUCAGGGUAUCGUAGAAACAGAGCUCUGCAUCAGUGCUGUUGAAACUGGUCAGUACGAGCAGUUCUCAGAUUACCAAAGCGACUCGCCUCUCGGCGGUGUUGGCGGAGGAAACGCUGAGCAGACUGAAGCGCUGUUUGAUCCGAACUUCCGUGCUACACCACUCGACCAGUUCUGGGAAGAUGGUGAACGUGCGGGCAAUAUGGCACCUGAUGAAAACCUCGAGAAGUACGAGGGGCUCGGUAACUUCAGCUAUGCUCACAUCCCACCAUUCGUCCAACGCCGUGCACAAUGGCAGAACACCUUCCAAGCUCUUGAACCAGCGCUUGCGAACCGUGGUCCUGUGUACGAGAUUACCGACACAGAAGAUGGUGCUUGGGAACUCAUUGACGAUUCUGACGCAAGUGCAGACGGAAUGACUCCACUUGGGCGUGGUUCUGUCACGCUUGCAAUGAACGGUUCCCGUACCGAGUGGGCUGGAAACGUUGGCUUCAACGAUGCUCACGUCGAGUUCUACAACCGUCCUGAUCCUGAAUCAGUCAUUUGGUCAUUCACUGAUCUUGAAGAUGCGAAUCAGAACCAGCCUGACAACAUCUUCAUGAAUGAAGAUGAUCAGACUCGUGAAGUAUUGAAUGCUCCAACUGAUGAGGUUGGGUUGAGCGGUGAAGACAGCAACCGCAACGCGUACCUAACUCAGUACUACGAGGUUGACAUCGAUGAUGAUGGCGAAACCGCGAUCAGCCCAUACUACGAUUGA
Symbiodinium sp. CCMP2592 is the source of this 1101-nucleotide messenger RNA. The record is from the annotation of a GenBank genome assembly. Lineage: Eukaryota; Dinophyceae; Suessiales; Symbiodiniaceae.